Messenger RNA from Cataglyphis hispanica, 2977 nucleotides. It is a transcript of the gene Pitslre, whose product is annotated as cyclin-dependent kinase 11B. Bases 247 to 2817 code for a protein of 856 amino acids. Gene Ontology annotation, biological process: regulation of mitotic cell cycle; protein phosphorylation. NCBI's taxonomy places the organism in Eukaryota, Metazoa, Arthropoda, Insecta, Hymenoptera, Formicidae. Gene Ontology annotation, molecular function: cyclin-dependent protein serine/threonine kinase activity; ATP binding. The transcript is spliced from 7 exons. Gene Ontology annotation, cellular component: nucleus. The record is from RefSeq and is a predicted model, not a curated record.
UCGACACAGACGGGUAAAGUGAAACGUGUCGAGCGAAGAGUAGUUUGAAAAGAGCUUUGCAACGCCUUGUACUUUGUGUAUUUUCGCAAGCGGAAGCCUAUUAAUAAUUAAGAUUGUUAUCUGCCAUUUGCCGGAACGUAAUUCGUGAAAAAUGAGAAGGCGUUCAGCUGUCGCGAACGCAGUUUCACAAAGUGCAGGUUAGAAUUGUUUAGCUUCUCGCGAAGAUAUAUAUAUAUAUCCGAGGAUAUGGAUAUCGAUAACCAGAGCGAGGACGGAGAAAUCAAAAAGAGUCCAUUGAAGGAUAUGGGCGAUUACAGUUUUUCUGAAGAGGAAGGCGGUGAUACUGCUGAUUCGUUGGAUAUUAAACCACCGCAAGCAGUUGUUCGCCAUCAUAAAUCAAGUUCGUCUCGUAGAAGAGAGAAACAUAGUGAUAGAAGAAGUCGCAGAGAUGAGAAGGAACGUAAAUCACGCCAGCAUGAACGCGAGGACAGACACAGGGAUAAACACAGACAUCGCAGACAUGUCGGAGAGCCAAUGGAAAGAACGGAGCGCUUGGAGACUACCAAAAGAAAUCGCGAAAGAAUAGAUCGUUUAGAUAGGAUGGAAACUCACUCUAGGGAUAGAGAAUCGUCUAGGCAUGAUCGUAAGGAAAGAAGUACAGGAGAUCGUGUUUUAGAAGACUUGAGAGAAAGGUUAUUAGAUAAGAGAAGAGAAAGACGGGAGGAUCCGCGUGAUACUCGCGAUUACAAAAUGGAAUCGUCUCGUCGUGAAAUGCGAUUAGAGGAUCCACGAGAAAUACGCGAGUCACGCGAUCGUCGAGAUAUACGAAUAGAAGACAUUCGGGAACGUCGCGAAAUGCGUAUCAUAGACGAUACUAGAGAACGCCGCGAGAUUCGAAUGGAGGAACAGAGGCACAUACGAGUGAUCGUAGACGAACAGUUUUCGGAAAACGAACUGAUGGAACGACCCGAAAGAAGUGAGAAACGCCACAAGAGAUCUCACAAGCAUGAUAGAAUUCGCGAAAGAGAUCAAGAGAAAAUGGAACGCGAAAAGGAACACAGAGAAAAGCAGCUGCGGGAAACGAUGGAUAUCGUAGCCGAUGAAAUUAACGAAAUGGAAGUGCAAAAUGAUAUUCCAAUACAAAUUAAAGAUCCAAAAGAGAUGACUGAACAAGAACUCAGAAAGGAAAGAUUGUUGGAAGCUGAUAGAGAAAUGGCCAGAAGAAAAGAGGUUUCUAGAUUAGAAUUGGAGGCGAGAAGAAUGAAGAGAGGUGAAAAACGCCCUUUGAGUCCAGACAACAAUCCGGAUCCUUCCAUCGUGGAGUUGUCGGACGAAAGCCCAAGUCCUACUCAUUCUGAGGGCAUGCGCUCGAAAUCAGCUGAAUCUAGACAUUCGUCGGAAGGAGAAAGAAGCUUGCGUGAGAGAUCUUUGGAUCGACAAUCAUCUGAUACCUCGGAAUCGAGCAGCGAUGAUGACGAUGAAUCUAAUGAAUCGAAUAAAGGCACCGGCGGUGAUUCCAAUGAAGGUUCGGAUUAUAACAAUCCAAGUCCUUUGUCUGUUGACCGAUUAGCUAAAUCUGAUCAUUCGGACGGAGAUUCCCCUGGUCACGUCGAUUCCAAUAAUCUUGCAAAAACCGUGGAAGAGGAGGAAAAGAAAGAAGAGGAACCUGAAUUACCACAUUAUUUACCAGCCAUUCAAGGUUGUAGAAGCGUCGAGGAAUUUCAGUGUUUAAAUCGAAUUGAAGAAGGUACAUAUGGAGUCGUAUAUAGAGCGCGCGAUAAACGCACAGAGGAGAUAGUUGCGUUGAAACGAUUGAAAAUGGAAAAAGAGAAAGAAGGUUUUCCAAUUACAAGUCUGAGGGAGAUCAACACUUUAUUGAAGGCGCAACAUCCAAAUAUUGUCACUGUUCGAGAAAUAGUUGUUGGUAGCAAUAUGGAUAAGAUAUUCAUUGUUAUGGAUUACGUGGAACAUGACUUAAAAUCUCUCAUGGAAACUAUGAAGCAAAAAAAGCAAGUUUUUAUACCUGGAGAAGUUAAAUGUCUUAUGCAGCAAUUGUUACGCGCAGUUGCCCAUCUACAUGAUAAUUGGAUAUUACAUCGUGAUUUAAAGACAUCCAAUUUAUUAUUAAGUCACAGAGGCAUUUUGAAAGUAGGUGAUUUUGGUUUAGCUCGAGAAUACGGUUCUCCCUUAAGACAAUACACGCCAAUUGUUGUAACGCUUUGGUAUAGAGCUCCUGAAUUAUUACUGAAUGAUAGAGAAUAUAGUACGCCUAUUGAUAUGUGGUCUGUAGGAUGUAUUUUCGCCGAGCUUCUAAGAAUGGAACCACUGUUUCCCGGAAAAUCGGAUAUAGAUCAAUUGAAUAAAAUAUUUAAAGAGCUGGGUACACCCAGCGAAAGGAUCUGGCCGGGAUAUGUUAAAUUACCUAUAGUUCAAAAGAUACCAUUCUCACAUUAUCCUGUAAAUAAUCUGCGGCAAAGAUUCAGUUUAUCAUUGUCUGAUUUAGGUGUUGAAUUAUUGAACAAGUUUCUAACGUAUGAUCCUCGUCAACGUAUAACCGCCGAGGACGCUCUGAAUCAUGGAUAUUUUACUGAAGCACCUCUGCCAAUCGAUCCGCAAAUGUUCCCUACAUGGCCCGCGAAAUCGGAACAAGGAACUAGAACCAUGAACGCAUCACCGAAACCACCAAGUGGUGGCAGAGAAUAUAAACAAUUGGGCGAUGGAGAUGACGCUGAUUUAAGCAAUUCCGGUUUUCAUAUGGGUUUAAUGGAGGGUGGCAGAGCGCCGCCCGUCGGAGGAGGUUUUCAUUUGAAAUUCUAAUUAUGAUACAAAUUUUUUUCUCAUAUUUUCUGUAAGAAUGGAUUUUUCUCUAUAAAUGAAUCUUUAUAUGAAAUAUAUAUAUAUAAAUAUGUGAUGUUUUUCUAUGUAUCAUGUGUGAAUACUAAUUUUUAAUUAUAUACAUUUUCUUUCUAUUGUAGAA